Chaetomium fimeti is the source of this 3675-nucleotide messenger RNA. RefSeq lists its product as uncharacterized. Gene Ontology annotation, biological process: monoatomic ion transmembrane transport; potassium ion transport; intracellular calcium ion homeostasis. Gene Ontology annotation, cellular component: plasma membrane. The coding region runs from base 146 to 3535 and encodes 1129 amino acids. Gene Ontology annotation, molecular function: P-type potassium transmembrane transporter activity; P-type sodium transporter activity; ATP binding. The record is from RefSeq and is a predicted model, not a curated record. The transcript has 4 exons. NCBI's taxonomy places the organism in Eukaryota, Fungi, Ascomycota, Sordariomycetes, Sordariales, Chaetomiaceae.
UUGCUUGGUAUCGUAGAAAUCGCAGCUGAUUCUGCGAUUUAAGCCUUCCUUAUACCCCCCCUUUAUACGCCAAUGAAGCAAAGUGCCCAUCACCCGAGGCCCUGUUCAUCCCGUGUACUCGCCGUGAACUCGUCCCCAUCACCCGAUGGCUGCCGAGUUCCCCAAACAUCCCUUUCUCCUCUCGGUCCGGGAGGUUGAGCAGGCCGUCGGCACAGAUGUCGACAAGGGCCUGACUUCCUCCCGGGCUGCCGAGCUGCAGCAACAAUACCCCCCCAAUGAACUGGACGUCGGCGGCAGCAUUGCCUGGUAUACCAUCUUUAUCAGACAGCUAUGCAAUGCCAUGAUCCUGGUUCUCUUUUUCGCCAUGGCCCUGAGCUUUGGCGUGGCCGACUACAUCGAAGGUGGUGUGUUGGCGGCCGUCAUCGUGCUCAAUGUGUCAAUUGGGUUUUACCAAGAGUAUGGCGCCGAGAAGAAGAUGGAUGCGCUCCGUGCCCUGUCUUCCCCUAGCGCAAGCGUCCUUCGCGACGGCAAGACCAUCGUCAUUCCCAACGCUGAAGUCAUCCCCGGCGACGUCAUUAACCUCAAGAUGGGCGAUACGGUUCCGGCCGACGUGCGGCUCUUCGAGGCCAUGAACCUGAACUGCGACGAGUCGUCGCUCACGGGCGAGGCGAUUCCCGUGGACAAGCAGACCAACAACGACAUCAUGGUGCCGGGCACGGAGAAGCCGGCGGCGACCGAGGACGAGGUCGGUAUCGCGGACCGCAUCAACAUGGCGUACGCGACUACCAUCGUGCGCAAGGGCCGCGGCCGCGGCAUUGUCGUCGCCACGGGUAUGCAGACCGAGGUCGGCAAGAUCGCCGCCUCCACCAACAAGAAGCGCCGCAAGGCCGGCCGUUCCAUGAACUGGAAGAAGUACGGCAAGGCCCAGCCCAUCAAGGGCGGCUUCCGCCGCACCUACGACUUCUUGGGCAAGUUUCUGGGUCUGACUGAGGGUACGCCGCUCCAGAUCAAGCUCGCGAAGCUGGCCUACUUUCUGUUCUUCUGCGCCCUGCUCCUGGCUGUCAUCGUGUUUGGCGUGAACAAGUUCGUCCAGCCGCUGCCCAAGGAGGUCGUGAUUUAUGCCAUCUCGACCGGUAUCGCUAUCAUUCCCGAGUCGCUCGUUGCCGUCUUGACUAUUUCCAUGGUUGUGGCAACCACUGUGAUGAGGAAGGCCAACGUUGUCGUUCGCGAUCUCUCCGCGCUUGAAGCCCUCGGCGGUGUCACCAACAUUUGCUCGGACAAGACGGGCACGCUAACUCAGGGCGCCAUGAUCGUCAAGAAGGUCUGGCUGCCACCUUCGCACAUCUACACGGUAUCUGGCUCGACGGACCCCAACGACCCCUACAAGGGCACGGUCGGGGACCAGCCGCAGGCGGAAGAGAAGAAGCGCGACUUCGAUGAGGAGCGCACUACCCAGGCGAUCAAGUUUGACGGUGUUCCCGACGAGAAGCUCAACCCGAAGCCGGCGGAGCCCAAGAUGGCCGACAUGACGCCCGAGCUGCGCAUGUUCACGCUGUCGGCGGCGCUGUGCAACCUGGCAACGGUGCGGUACGACGACGGCGAGAGCGCGUGGAAGACCACGGGUGAGCCGACCGAAAUUGCCCUGCAGAUCUUCACCCACCGCUUCGACCGCAACAAAAAGGCUAUGGAGGCCCUCGGCUGGUCGCAGGUCGCCGAAUUCCCCUUCGACAGCAGCAUCAAGCGCAUGUCGGUCGUCUACAACGCCCCGCAGGACAACGACGCCGACAUCGACUCCGCCAACAGCAUCGUCUUCACCAAGGGCGCCGUCGAGCGCGUCCUGGACCUGUGCGCCUACGUGGGCACUGGCGAGAACCAGGAGGCCAUGACGCCCGAGAUGAAGGACAAAAUCCUCGAGCAGAUGACCAGCUUCGCCUCCAUGGGCCAGCGUGUGCUGGCCGUGGCUUACCGCCCCUGGAAGGGCAAGUACGACGCUGCCGCGGUGGCCGCUACCUCGGCCAAUCCCUCGGACGAGAGCGACCCGGCUGAAGACGCGGCGCGCACAGCGGUCGAGCAGGACCUGAUCCUCCUGGGCCUGGCUGGUAUCUACGACCCCCCGCGCCGCGAGACUUCCCCGUCCAUUUUCGAGUGCUCCAAGGCGGGCAUCAAGGUACACAUGCUGACGGGCGACCACCCGGAGACGGCCAAGGCAAUCGCGAAGGAGGUGGGCAUCCUGCCGAGCAACAUGGGUGUGCUCCCGACCGGUGUGGCCAACACGGUGGUGAUGAAGGCGACCGACUUCGACAAGAUGACCGAGGCGGAGAUCGACGCGCUGGAGGAUCUGCCGCUGGUGAUCGCGCGUUGCGCACCCGAGACCAAGUCGCGCAUGGUGGAGGCGCUGCGGCGCCGCGACGCCUUCAUGGCCAUGACGGGCGAUGGUGUUAACGACGCGCCGUCGCUGAGCCGCGCCGACGUCGGUAUUGCUAUGGGUUCCGGUAGCGACGUGGCCAAGUCGGCCGCCAAGAUUGUCCUGACGGACGACAAGUUCAACAGUAUCGUCUCCGCCAUCAAGGAGGGCCGCCGCAUGUUCGAGAACAUCCAGAAGUUCGUGCUGCACCUUCUGAGCAGCAACGUCGGCGAGGUCAUCCUCUUGAUCGCCGGUCUCGGAUUCCAGGAUGAGACGGGCUUCUCGGUGUUCCCCAUCUCGCCCCUGGAGAUUCUGUGGAUUAACAUGGUUACCUCGUCGUUCCCGGCCUUCGGGCUCGGCCGAGAGAAGGCAGGUGCCGAGGUGAUGCGCAAGCCGCCGCACGACAAGCGUCGCGGAGUGUUCACCAACCAGAUCCUGGCCGACAUGAUGGUGUACGGCCUGCUGAUGGGCACCUGCACGCUCAUGACCUUCGUCAUCGUGGUCUAUGGCAUGCACGGCGGGGCGCUCGGGCACGACUGCAACCGCGUCUACUCGGACGUGUGUGAGCCCGUCUUCCGGGCUCGCGCGGCCGUCUUCGCCGAGCUCACGUGGCUCAUCUUGCUCAGCGCGUGGGAGUUCAAGGACAUCCGUCGGUCGCUGUUCCGCCUCAACCCCGAGGACACGUCGCGGUUCCCGCUGUUCAAGGACCUGUACAACAACCGCUUCCUGUUCUGGGCCGUGGCUAUCGGCCUGGUUAGUGUGUUCCCGACCGUGUACAUUCCCUACCUCAACCGCGACGUCUUCAAGCACACGUCCAUCAGCUGGGAGUGGGGCGUCGUGGUCGGCAUGACGCUCAUCUACGUCGUGGGCAUCGAAGCCUGGAAGUACGUCAAGCGCACGCUGAACAUCCUGGACGACCACAAGGUGGUGCAGGGCAGCUGGUCGCAGGGUGAGGAGGGUACCAAGAAGUUCUACAAGAGCAUGGGCCUCGGCAACCUGAAGAACUGGCUAAGCGCGGGACGAACCAUGAGCGCAAGCCGGACCGAGUCCAGGUCCAAGGCCCCGUCCAACGGCGGGUUGACGCCGGCGACGACGCAGCAGAAGACGGUGCAGGGUAUCCCCCCUGUGUGAAUGCUGCAACUGCUAGUUAUAGAGGCCACAAGAUUUGUCGGAAUAGUAGACUUGGAUCCUGUGCGAGGCCAUGGCCUGUGGCUCAUAUCCAUAUUAUCUGAGAGUGGGAGCCGGUUUCAAAAAGGAGAGGAGGGGCAGAU